AACAGAUAGAUUGAAUUGAAUAUAGAUUGAGUAAAUUCUUAGUUAUACUCAUGGAAGAAGGAUGCAAAUUUCUUAGCUCCGGUGAUUUCCAUUUUUUGAUUGAUUAACUGGAUUUAUAAGUGUUUUUUUCAUAGUAUUGUGUUCCUGAGAGACAGCUUGUCCACCUGAUUUUCUUUCCUGAUAUGGCCUCCUCGGCAUCAUCGACCCCUAACCCGAAUAGUCAGGAGAUACCUUGUGCCAGUAAACCACCUGUUUUGUGGCUACUUUCAAAGGCUUACAAUGGAGAUAUACCCAAUGAAUUAAGGAACCCUUAUUACAAAGAUUAUGAGGAACAAUAUCGUCUAAAACCUCAAGUGGUGCAUGGACUAGCAAACGCGGAGCUUUACUGUUUGGCUCUUGCCAAUAUCUAUGCGGACCCAAAUUACCACUGUCUCAAUCAUCAUUCAAUUAUACAACUACUCAUUCGAAAGGGUAUUUAUGUUACAGAGCCGCAUGAUACGGAUUUGACGGAAACCAUUCUCAUCCAGACAAGCCCCAUAAGAAUGAGCGCUCAUAUGGUGAUCAUUGAGGCUAUUAUGGCAUUGUUUAUCAAAGAAGUUUUGAUACCAGAGAAGAUAUUUGAAGUUGUGAGUCGCUUCCAUCCCGUGGAAACUUCAGACAUGCCUGUGGAUCCUGAAGAGGCAGCAAUAUUUUGGAUAAAUCACGCUUGUCUUCGAAUGAGGCAUAAAAUUUGUGAAGAGCUUAGUAAUCUAGAUUCAGUCAAUCAGAUUUUACCUCCUAUACCUUUUAUCGAAGAUCUCCAAGAUAUUAGUGAUGGUUGUUGUUUGGCCAUUUUACUUAGUCUAUAUUGCCCUGACCAUUUAAGUUGGACCGAAAUUUGUUUCCCCAGCGAAAAUGAUCAAACCUGGCUAAAUGAUUCCAUUUACAAUCUUCAAUUAGUACAAUUUUUCUGUCAAGAAAAAUUACCCUACAAUAUAUGCUUCCUUUCUCUUGAAGAUUUUCUCUAUCUUCCUCAAACUAUUCGUCCUAAUGUUUUAGCGUUUCUAGCUGACCUUUUGUACCUUUUUGAAAUUCGCCCGGCUCCCUGUGUUCGUCGACCUGGAACAAAGGAGGAGUUUGAUUUGUCUGACGAAGAGUGUUCCAGUCUUAAUGGAAGUCAGCUAAGAGAAACUUCGUGCCUCACUCCAUCUGAAAUGAAAAUGAAAUCUCUUCAGCAUACUAGUUGGGGUGAACAAGAAACUACAGCAAAUCAAUCAAAAUCGAGUUCAUCAAGGAUACAUAGUUUCCGGCGUAAUUCGACCUUUCAAUCUGAUGAGGAGGAAGAUAUGGCCAAAUAUUUUUCGGCAAUGGAUUUCAAGGAUGACUAUGAUGCUGCCUACGAUUCCGUUUCAAAUGGUUCGAAUGGCCCUCGAUCGUUAAAUCCAGCUGCAAGUUAUACUCCUACUUCUUCCUCCUCCUCGUCGGAUAGAAAAGUUUUAAUGACAGCAGCAGGAUGCUCAUCAUUAGCAUCUAACCAACAAAGAUCAACUCUAACUGGUUUCGAUCAACCUGAUCGUUCAACUUUGCAUCACCACCGUCGUAACUCAUUUAAAUCUAGUGAUAACGCUCAUUCAUCUUUAACUCCUAAACCAUUAAGAAGUGAUUCUGGUUCUCAUCUCGUUGAUUAUUUUUGCCAAAUCGGUGAGGAAACAAACCAGGAAGCACUGUCAUCAACCAAAAAACCAGCGAUUGUCACAAGUUUUGCAAGCCAGUCAAAAUCCAAGGAUUUGAUUAGUGAGAAUUCUAGAUACGAAGCCAAUUCAUUCAACGAGGAUAGUUCAUCUCAUAUUGGAGCAAGUGGACCAGGAAUAAACAUAGCUUUUAAACAAAAAAGUGAUCGAAACUCUUUUGAAAAACAAGACAUCGAAAGUACAGACAAAGAUAUGCGUGAACGCUACAGAACAUGGAAUAAAGAUAGAUUUGGUGAAACUGUUAGCGAACAGGCCAUGGUCAACAACUUAAGCUCUGCUAAAACUUUAGCACAAUUAAAUGAUAGUUCUUCUAUCAGAAAGUGCCUGGAACAUGAUGAUAAUUUGAAAAUGGAAAGCAGCAAGUUAAGUGAGCAAUUAAUGCAGCAAACUCAACAGUUGCAACAGCAAAAUCAACAAUCACUGUCUCAAGCUCAACAGUUAUUUUUCCCGGAGGAAAAUAAAGCAAAUGGUCAAUUAGUGUUACAACCAGGAGCAACCAGUGAACAGGUUAACAUGCAAGUUGCAUCACAGAUUCACAAUGUAAGGUUAAAAUUAGAAGAAAAGAGGAGGUUGAUUGAACAAGAAAGGAAAUCUGCUGAGGAUAUGUGGAAAGCUAAGAGACAAGAUAUUGGUAAAGAGGCCUUUUUAAGAGUACUUAAAUCAAAGAAAAGUGAUUCCGGUUUAGAGGACUCCAAUGAAAAAGAAAGCAUAGCCGCGUCAUCAGAAAAGGAGUUAUCUGAUGCAUCAUCAACAAAAGAAGAUGAGAUCCCCAAUUAUGCCACGGACAAAGGAUUUUUUAUAUCUUUUGCUGAUGAGAAGUUACCUCAAGUUAAACCACCUCCUUUACGACCAAAAUGUUUCAGAGCAGUUACUGUUAGCCGUGAUAGGCGUAACAGCCGUAGUGAUCUAAGUAUGAGUGACAUGAAUGACAUAAGACUUUCUGGAUCAGAUCGAGCCUCAGUGCGAUCAUUGACCAGCUCAGAAAACGCUGAAAGAUCGCGAAGUGAAAAUAAUGUUCCUUUUAGACUUAAUCAAAGACAAAAUCAUUCAAACUCUAGUUUAAAUAGCAAUGCCAACACUAGUAGCAAUUAUAGUAAUGUUAAUAUUAGCAAAAACAGUGUCAACAACAGUGCGAGUUAUCCAGCAUCCCAGAAAAGUGGAUCAAACGAUGGCGAUAGUAAUAAAGAAAAUAAUUCAGAUAUUUUGCCUAAUAAUCAAUCUGAUCAACCCAGAUCGUUAACCCCUGGAGUUGGUUUCAUUAUUGGAGCUGACUCUGAAGCAUUAGAUCCUGUCUCUGAGCUUGAAAUGGCCAAGAAGAAAGAAAUGAUUAUGUUACAGUCUUUGAGACGAAGAGCAAUGCAAGAGGCCAAAAGAACACAGAAAGAAAUUGAAUUAGCACGACAACGUGAUUUAGAUAGGCAAAGAAAAGAAUCAAUUGAAAGAAAAAAAGAAGAGGAAAAAAUGAGAAGACAAAUAAUUCUGGAACAAUAUCGCCAACGAAAGGCACAGGAAGAUGCUAAUAAAGAUGAAAGUAGUUCCAAUUUUUCUAAUCUAUCAAAAGAUUCAGUUCGCAAUGGUUCCACUCUUCUUUUGAAUCGUCCUUCUCGGUCCCGACCCGCUUCAGGAACUAAACCUCGACCAAAAUCACUUCACGUCAGUGCCUCUAAUAUUCAAGAUUACACUUCGCUUGACCCAAAACCAUCUAGAAUAACUGAUGAUAUUGGUACAAAUUAUACAAAUUAUUCAAAUUACAAUGCUUCCAUUGCUCUUAAUCCUUCUGGGAGUAAAUCAAAUUCACGUCCAGGGUCUUCUAUGUCAACAACAAAUAACUCGAGAAGGUUGCCAUCACCAACUUCCCGGUUACCCCAAUUACCAGCAUCUUGUAUACUUGGUCGAUAUAAAGGAGGUCCAUCUUCAGAUGGUGCUUCUGAUGCUGGUUCAACAUUUUCCGAAUACACGGGACCCAAAUUGUAUGUCAAGCCAACAGCUAAAUCAAAUAGAGGGAUUAUAACUAACGCUAUAAAUGUUGUUUUGGCUGGUGCUGUUAAUGCCAAUCUUAAAAAGAAAGUUUUAGAGGAGAUGAAUAAUAGUGAAAGUAAACACUUUUUAAUACUCUUUCGGGGUGCUGGAAUGCAAUUCAGAGCCAUUUAUUCCUAUAAUCCUGACCGUGAAGAUCGCCAAGAAAUAGUUAAACUCCAUGGAAAUGGACCUAAAAUUGUUACAGAUGAUAUGAUUGAUAAAUUUUAUAAAUAUAAUUGCGGAGGAAAAAACUUCAACGAGGUUCAGACCAAGCACUUAUCGGUUACAAUUGAUGCCUUCACCAUACAUAAUACUCUCUGGUCUGGUAAAAGAGUGUUACCAGCCAAAAAGGAUUCAUUCUGAAUCACAAAACAUAAUCUUACCCCUUAACCCGUUUCUUAUUCACAUUCUUGCAAAUCUAUCUUUUAUCAUCUCUUGAUCGCCUUUCAUUUUUAACCACACGAAAAGAUUCUAGAUCUGUAACAAUUAGAUUAAUCAAAAGAAACAAAUAAUGAGUUGAAACAUUGAUAUUGAUUCAAUGAGAGUACCUAAAACAAAAUUGGACUCUUCGUUUUAUCAAAUCGAUCCAGAGACAGAAAAUUGCUCGAAUUAUAUUGUUUUAGAUUUAAGUUUACCCAAAUAGCUUGCAAUUUAUUCAUGAUUAACCUAUGAAAAUCCAACAAUUAUUACUAUCAGUUAUCCUAUUCAAUUUUUAUUUCAUUGUCAUGUUACAUAGUAAUUAUUAGUACUAAAAAAUUCUAAUUAUUUUGAUCUCCCAAAUUACUUAACUCAUCAAAAUGUAACCGAUAGUUAUAAAACUUCCUGAAAUUAUCUGUAUCCGAAUGGUUCAACUUAUAAUUUUAGAAUUGACUAAUCUAAUUGACCAAGAUUCAAACUCGAGUGAAAAUAUAUUUAGCAAUGGCAAAAUUUGUAAACUGAAUAGCGUUAUAAAGCAGCUAAACGCAUUGAACUAAUCCAGUUCUAAUAGAGAUUCUAUCUAAUCUUCAGUCUUUCUCUGUUAUAAUUUUUCCUCAAUUCUAUUCAUUCACCUAUUCUAUCUCUCUAUUAUUUAUAACAUUCCUAAACUAGCCUUUUCAUUACUAGCACUUUGAGUCUUCCCCUAUUUUCAUCUUCAUCUUAUCCUCAAAUUGCCUCGCCUCAUUCUUGUCUCAAUUCUUGUAACAACUUCUUUUCAUGUUAACUAAUUUACCAGGUCAAUAGAGAAUCAAUCUUGUAAAUUGUACCUUGUUCAUGUCAUUUCGAAUUUGUUGCAACAAAAACUCCCCUUGCGUUUAAAUCAACAAAUUUUUCCCAUUAUCGACCUUAUAUUUCCAAAUUAAAGAAACUUGGUAUAAAAUGAUAUUUGCAAACAAACCCAUGAUGAUCGGAAAGCUUUUACCUGAACAAAUACCGUGACUUCAAUCUUUACCUUUCAAUUAUCAGAUCACAUUGAAAAACGAUAAGAAACGUCAACAAGAUUGUUUGACGUUAGUUGUUAUUGUUUCUGUCUUUUUUUCCUUUCUUUCAUUAACUUUCUAUUAUUGUGAAUAUUAUUUCUUAUUAAUAGCAUCGACUGAUUUCCAAUGUUACUGAAAAAGCUGAUUGAAUAGCCAAACAAUGAUGGAUUAACGUGUUUUACUGGUUGCUCGGUGACGCUUUUUUUCAAAUUAUGCUGGACUCAAUUUUGUAUUUAACUACAAUUUCAAGGAAUCUUCAACCUUCAACUAAAUCAAAACUAACAGCUUUUUUUGUUUCAUUUCAAAUUAGUUUUUUCUCUGAUUGUUUCUUAAAACUGCCAUCAACAAUAGUAUCCAAAUGACAAGGUGAACAUGAAGGAAGUACAAUCUAAUUAAUCAAACCUGGAAGUAAAUGCUGGUCCAGUUGGCUAUAUUUUUAAAUUUAUGUCCAAUUGUACUUUAAACUCUCUAAUUAAUCCAAAUCUCAAUAAAUUUAUACUGAAUUGUAAAAAAUUAA
Molecule: messenger RNA, 5723 nt
Organism: Tetranychus urticae (two-spotted spider mite)
Lineage: Eukaryota; Metazoa; Arthropoda; Arachnida; Trombidiformes; Tetranychidae
Gene: Patronin
Product: calmodulin-regulated spectrin-associated protein patronin
Biological process (GO): negative regulation of microtubule depolymerization; cytoplasmic microtubule organization; neuron projection development
Cellular component (GO): microtubule minus-end
Molecular function (GO): microtubule minus-end binding; spectrin binding; calmodulin binding
Source: RefSeq, a predicted model, not a curated record